Knipowitschia caucasica is the source of this 1533-nucleotide messenger RNA. NCBI's taxonomy places the organism in Eukaryota, Metazoa, Chordata, Actinopteri, Gobiiformes, Gobiidae. The record is from the annotation of a GenBank genome assembly.
AUGAGCUCGUUCGCGGGUCGAAUGAAAGAGUAUCCGAACAUCUCUUUGGACAGGUUUGAUCGGGAAAACAUACAUGCCCGGGCAUAUUUCCUCUCCCACUGCCACAAAGAUCACAUGAAAGGACUUAAGGGACCUCUGCUUAAGAGGAAGCUACAGUUUAGUCGCACUGUCCGACUCUACUGCUCAUUUGUGACCAAAGAGCUUUUACUGAGCAAUGCCAAAUAUUCAUUCUGGGAGGAUUACAUUGUACCUUUGGAGUUGGAAAGCCCAACUCAGAUUUCUUUGGUGAAUGAAGUAUCUGGGGAGAAAGAAGACAUUUUGGUCACUUUGCUCCCUGCAGGUCACUGUCCUGGCUCUGUGAUGUUCCUCAUAGAAGGGUGCCAAGGAAAUGUAUUAUACACUGGGGACUUCAGAUUAGCAGUAGGAGAUGUUUCGAGGAUGGAACAUUUGCAUUCCGGCAGCAGAGUAAAGGAUCUUCAGAGUGUGUAUGUGGAUUCAACAUUUUAUGACCCACGUUUUUAUCAAAUCCCUUCACGGGAUAUCUGCCUAAAUGGUAUUUUGGAUCUGGUUGGAAACUGGAUCAGUCAAAGUCCAUAUCACGUUGUGUGGUUUAACUGCAAAGCUGCUUAUGGUUAUGAAUAUCUAUUCACAAAUUUAGGGGAGGAGUUCAAAACCCAGAUCCACAUCAACAAUCUAGAAAUGUUUAAGAAAAUGCCUGAAAUAGUCCAUUAUGUGACCACUGACAAUAAGACUCAAAUUCAUGCCUGUCGUCAUCCAAAGGAUGAAGAAUAUAUCCAAGGGCACCGUUUGCCUUGUGGACGAACAGCUGCUGAUGGAACUCCACUCCAGAUCAUAAGCAUCAAACCAUCAACCAUGUGGUUUGGAGAAAGGAGCAAGAAAACCAAUGUUAUAAUAAAAACGGGAGCAAGUUCUUAUAGAGCAUGCUUUAGUUUUCAUUCUUCUUAUUCUGAGAUUAAGGAAUUCUUACUCUAUCUCAAACCAGUCAAUAUCUAUCCCAACGUCAUUCCUAUUGGCAAAACACUGACUGAGGUCACUCAUUUAUUAAAUCAAAUAUGCCGAAAGCAGUCAGAUCCAGAGGCAUUUAUAUACAAGCCUUUGGGAGUUCUAAAACGCACCAGGACGGAUCAGUCUUUUGUUGAUCCAGACAGUGAUGAAGGCUUGUUUGAAGGAGUUGAUCUUGCCCCAGUGAGAAAGAAAACACCUACGCAACCAGAAAACGGUCAAGAUAAAACACCUGUAUUAGAACAAACAGAAAUAACCUAUGAGUUAGUCGUUGAAGACCAGCUGCUGCCACAUAAUUACCUUGAUUGUACUGAGUCUAAUGAUGAAGACAAUGGCCAAAGUCACCUCAUAUUCACAGAGUGUGAAGUCCAGCAGGAUCUCCCAGACUCUCAAACCUCAUCUGACUUCGACAUUCCCUGCACACCAGAGUCCAAGGCUCCAGGAUCUGAAGAGUUGCGAGAGCUGUACAGAAGGCUCGCCUCUGGUGAAGAUGUGUUCAACCAGAGAUGA